AUGUCUCAUUCAAAAGAACAUGAAAACACUGAAAAUGCACUCGUUAAAAUUGAUCUAAAAAAUGCAUUCAACUGUGUCGAAAGAGAUAGCAUAUUAAAGGAGGUCCUUGAACUUGCACCACCUCUCUACCCCUAUUUAUACCAAUGCUAUUCCGACGCAACCAAUCUUUACUUCAAAGAAAAUAUAGUGUUGUCACAAAUCGGUGCCCAGCAGGGCGAUCCUUUAGGUCCUCUGCUCUUUUGCUUGGCUAUACAUAAAUCUAUUACUACAUUAAAUUCUCCGCUCAAUGUAUGGUACCUUGACGAUGGAGUUAUCGGUGGAAGGCCCGAAACAAUAAUCGAGGACCUAAAGAACCUCAUACCCACUUUCAAAGAACUUGGGCUAGAAGUAAACCCUACGAAAUGCGAGCUCUUCUGUGGGUCUAUGUCCGAAUCUUCCUUUUCGGCUCUGCAAACACUAUUGCCGGGAAUCAAAAGACUUGACAAAGCAUCUCUCUCCCUAUUAGGUGCGCCCAUUUUCCCCGAGGGUGUCAGUGCCGCCCUUCGAACUAAAAAGGAUGCACUUGUGGCAGCUCGAAACCACUUGACCAAUCUUUCAUCUCAUGUAUCCAUGACACUACUACGUCAUUGUUUCGCCACACCCCGGAUGACAUAUAUCUUAAGGACGUCUCCCUCAUGGCAAUUCCCUGAAUCAGCAAAAGAAAUAGAUCAAGAAUUAAAGUCUACCUUGCAACUUAUUUUAAACGUCGAUCUAACGGACACACAGUGGAUCCAGGCGAGCCUUCCCAUACGACACGGCGGCCUUGGUAUUCGUCGCGUCGAAGAUAUAGGACUCAUUGCUUUUCUAGCGUCUGCACAUGGAACCGUGGACCUUGUCACUCGAAUAUUAGCUCUUAAUGGUGGCAACUCCCCGGUUCCAUUUGUCUCAGAAGCCUUGGCAAAGUGGUCGGCAUCUAUGCCGGGUGACGCACGGCCUGACGACCCCGCUGUCCAAAGACAAUGGGACGACAUCUGGAGUAGAGAUAUAUACAACUCGUUGCUUACUGAUGCAUCGGGUGUCGAUCUGGCACGCCUUAAAGCUCUUGCACAGCCAGAGUCAGGGGCCUGGAUGCAUGCACUGCCCUCACCCCAGCUUGGUACACUGCUAGACAACGACUCGUUAAGAAUAGCAGUGGCACUCCGGUUGGGGGCCAGUGUGUGCGAGUCUCAUCGUUGCAGAUGCGGAGCAAUGGUAGAAGCCAACGGACACCAUGGUCUGAGCUGCCAAAGGUGCGCGGGGCGAUUUCCUAGACACCAAUCGAUCAACGAGAUCAUACGAAGGGCAAUGGUGUCGGCUAGCGUGCCUUGCGUACUGGAGCCACCUGGCUUGAGUCGUGCAGAUGGAAAAAGACCGGACGGACUGACCUUGAUUCCAUGGCGAAGGGGACGCUGUCUCUUGUGGGACGCGACUUGUGUAAGCACCUUUGCCGCGUCCCACUUGAGGCAAACCACACGGUGUGCUGGCUCAGCGGCGGAAUCCGCCGCUAAGCUAAAGCACACUAAAUACUCCGCCCUGGAAUCAAGAUACGAUUUCGUACCGGUGGCAAUAGAGACCGCGGGGCCCUGGGGCUCUGAGGCUCGCCGCCUGAUUGCAGAACUGGGUCGGCGUCUUCGGGAGAGGGGCUGCGACCCUCGCUCUGGAUCGUACCUGGUUCAACAGAUCUCAAUUGCAGUGCAGCGAGGAAAUGCUGCAGGUCGACAAUUGCUGGGCUUAGGUGACUCGCUGCCGUUCUAG
Messenger RNA from Cydia pomonella (codling moth), 1773 nucleotides. RefSeq lists its product as uncharacterized. The record is from RefSeq and is a predicted model, not a curated record. The coding region runs from base 1 to 1773 and encodes 590 amino acids. Lineage: Eukaryota; Metazoa; Arthropoda; Insecta; Lepidoptera; Tortricidae. The transcript is spliced from 3 exons.